AUGUCAUUAAGCUCUAUAUUCAGGAAUCUCACUAUAAAUGUGUGCAAGGUCAGUAGACAGACUUUGCACACAGGAUGUCCUCUUCUGGCCACUGACAAGAACCUCCUGGUCAAGCUGAGAAAAAGCACGGGCUACACUUUCAUUAACUGCAAGAAAGCGCUUGAGAAGUUCGACAACGACAUAGCCCAGGCAGAGGCAUGGUUACAUGAGGAGGCCAAGAAGGAAGGCUGGAGCAAAGCAAACAAGCUGGAGGGUCGCAAAGCCAAAGAGGGUCUCAUUGGUCUCCUUCUAGGAGAUAAAGUAGCUGUCAUGGUGGAGGUCAACUGCGAGACAGAUUUUGUCGCCCGGAAUGAGAAGUUUCAGCAGCUGGUUAAAGACGUCGCCUUCGCCACUUUGGCUCACCACCAAAGUAAAAGUCAAAGUCGGACAGGAUACAUCAAGAGUCUCCUGACAUCCGAUGAACUGGGCAAACUGAGUGUGUCUGAUGGAGCCACCCUGGCUGAUCAGGUGGCUUUAAGCAUUGGUCGCCUGGGUGAGAACAUGUCAGUGAGGCGGGCAGUCACAGUAAGCGUCCCCGCCGACUGGAACAUUGGCUCGUAUGUUCACGGUGGCAUAGCAGGCCAGACCGAGGUGUCAAUGGGACGCUACGGUUCUCUGGUUGUGUUCCAAGGUGGUAAAGAAGAAAACGGGGGAAUUUUAGGACGCAAACUGGGACAGCACAUCGUGGGAGAGGCGCCCACAUCGCUUGGCAAUAUGGAUGACCUGCCAUGUGGUGAAAGUGAGACGCGCCUCUUGCCUCAGACCUUUCUGGGAGACCCCAGCAGGACUGUGGCCCAGUUUCUGAAGGGUCAAGAGGCUCGGGUUCUGGACUUUGUCAGAUUUCAUUGUGGAGAGACCAUCGGUGAAGAAGUCAAAUGA
Nerophis lumbriciformis (worm pipefish) is the source of this 918-nucleotide messenger RNA. The record is from RefSeq and is a predicted model, not a curated record. NCBI's taxonomy places the organism in Eukaryota, Metazoa, Chordata, Actinopteri, Syngnathiformes, Syngnathidae.